This is a messenger RNA of Doryrhamphus excisus (bluestripe pipefish), 494 nucleotides long. It is a transcript of the gene gtf2h5, whose product is annotated as general transcription factor IIH, polypeptide 5. Gene Ontology annotation, biological process: transcription initiation at RNA polymerase II promoter; nucleotide-excision repair; nucleotide-excision repair, preincision complex assembly. Gene Ontology annotation, cellular component: transcription factor TFIIH holo complex; transcription factor TFIIH core complex. The record is from RefSeq and is a predicted model, not a curated record. NCBI's taxonomy places the organism in Eukaryota, Metazoa, Chordata, Actinopteri, Syngnathiformes, Syngnathidae.
GUAAAAACCUGCACAAAGAAGCGCAUGCGCACUAGCGCACGAAGCCAAUUGUCCCUCCUCAGACGCCGUACGUCAACAUCACAAUGCAGUACACAAGCUAGCAUUAGCCAACAUUCGAUGAUAAUAUAUUCCAGGUCACUUAAACGAUCCUCCAAGUCAGCCGAUCAACAUGGUUAACGUGCACAAAGGUGUCCUUGUUGAAUGCGACCCAGCCAUGAAACAGUUCCUCCUGUACCUGGAUGAAACCAUGGCCUUGGGGAAGAAGUUUAUCCUGAAGGACUUGGAUGACACACAUGUGUUCAUCCUCGCAGAGGUGGUCCAAACCCUGCAGGAGAGAGUGGGAGAGCUAAUGGACCACAACUCGUUUCCCAUCACACAAAAAUGAAACUUCCGCUUUGUUUUGAGCUCCUGUGUAUUUUCUGUUUAGUUGAUCUUUAUAGGUAGAUGCAUACCUCUUUCUAUUGCGUCAUUAAAAUGGUGAAAUGAACAUUGUC